AUUCAUAUGCAUUGGGUUGCAUGUCACAAAGCUCGAGUAAAGAGAAGACUGGGAAAAGAUAGACGAGAUGGAUGCUGUUCAAGAAGGAGAGAGAACUCCAGUGCAAUCUAAGAGAAGACGCUUGGCCCACCACAGACACAGAGCUCAGAGUAUCAUCCAGUUUCAAAGCCUCGACCAACUAGAAGAUGAAGUGACACACGGGUACUACGAGACCACCCCAACCAGACAAGGGAGUCGCAAACGUGUCAUUCUCAUCGAAAUCCUCAACGGGUUGUUAUGGUGGAUUUGUUUCGGACAAUUAUCCUGCCUUCUUCAUAGUAAUUCCCCUCUCUCGUUAUGGCAACAGUUCUCACUUAUCGUGUUGAUACUAAUAUUCACUGUAUCGUUUACAUGUCUGAGUAUUCUUAAGAGAGCAUGUCUUAGUCACUUUGGUCUCCUAUUCUUACGAGUCUCUAGUAUCCUAAUACUGGUAUCGGACUGGUUUUAUUUGCCGCUGGUGGGCGGAGUGAUUGGAGGCGUGGCUUGUUUCCUAUCGCUGAUGAGUGGGUUAUGGAAUUUAUCAAUUUUGGACAAGUAUAGGAAGAUCCAUUUCCAUCUAUUAGCUCUCAUUUUACUACAGAUAAUGUCAUUUUGGUUCCCAGCCUUUUCUCGCUCCUUCUUCCUCUCUUUCUACAUUGGUCCCUCACUAGGACUGGUCAUCACUUGCAUUACUUUUACUCAGGACCACAGGACUCCUCUCGUUAGCAGUGACAAGUUAUCCGGUCGGAGAGACUCCAGAAAGUCCUCCUUGGUGUGUGCUAAUCGAUCCGAAUGGGCGUGGUUAGGGGCUGGGUUUGGUUGUCAUUUGUUUAUAGCCUGGGCAGUUUAUGGGUUGAGUGGAAUGGCUAGCGAGUGGGAGGAUGGCAGUAGCACUCUUUCGACUCAAGUAUUAAGGGUCCUAGUCAUAGCAGCUUUCUGUGGGGGUGUGUUGCUAGGCAAUGAGAGUAACCUCCCCCUCAUCUGUUCGUACCAGUGGCUGACAAUGGGAGGGAUUGGCUAUCUAUUGUUUGUCUAUUGUAAUUCAUCAACAGCUGCUCUUGGUCUCCUAUUAGUAUCACUACAUAUUAUGUCACUAUUACCCCAACUCUACUCACGACUAACGGAAUACACUCCGUCCAAUGUCCUACCUGUCGCCAUUGUCACGUACCUCUGUCUUCUUUUAAUCAGUCGAGUGGAUGUGGGCGGAGUCAAGCUCUCGACGUUCGUUGUAUUGGUGAGUGUCAUUUUCCAGUGGUGUGGAUUGAGGAAGUGGCUACCUUUGGGUGUUGAGUUAGGCAUAGUAAAGGACAAUAGUCUGCCAGUCAGCAAUGAUGCUAAAAAAAGGCGUCCCUCCUAUACUAUGAUGGUUGGACGGAUGAUAAGAAGAUUAUCAACUGUACAGGAGCAAGAGGAGGAGAUAGAGGAGGUGGAGGAGGAGGAAGAGGAGAGAGAGAAUGGAGGAGUAGCAAUGAGUAGUAUUCAUCGGAGGAGAUUGUUAGAACUUCUAAUUGAACAAGAGGCCGAGAUGAGGCAUUUUGAAGUAAAGAAACUAAGGCAAGUAAUUCUGUGCCUUAUUGUAUUGGCUGUGCUGUGUGCUGCUUCAGUAUAAUUAUAAACUCUAUUAUUAUUUAUUUCAUGCAGUAAAAAUCCAACAUUAAGAGAAUAGCAAUUAUUUAUUUUUUGUCACUAUAAUCUUUGUACAAUAGAAAUUUCAAUUUUGAUGAUUGAUGAUUAUAAUUUUGCUUUAAAGUCA
Amphimedon queenslandica is the source of this 1771-nucleotide messenger RNA. RefSeq lists its product as uncharacterized. Lineage: Eukaryota; Metazoa; Porifera; Demospongiae; Haplosclerida; Niphatidae. The transcript is spliced from 7 exons. The coding region runs from base 68 to 1627 and encodes 519 amino acids. The record is from RefSeq and is a predicted model, not a curated record.